CUCAUCUUCAUCUCUCUCGCUGCUCUCGCUGUAUGCUGUAUGUAUCAAUUUUCGAAUGUCAUCCUACGUUUCUCCCUCGAGCUACGAGAACAAAUCCUUUGUCGUCGCACACUUCGAGUCACUGUUUUUAGUUUUGUUCCAGUUUAUUUCUUACUUUUCUGAAUGAGAGUUGAAGUCUAAUUCCUCUGGAGGGGUAACUUGAGUAAUUUAUCCAAACAUGACCAACCUAAUUCUGACGCUGGUAGGACUUUGUGCCGUCGGAUCGUAUGCUAGCCCACCACAACCUUUUGCGCCAGAGGAUCCAUUGUCGGACGAAUUUAUAGACUACAUCAACUCUGUGCAAUCAUCAUGGACUGCAGGCAGGAAUUUCCAUGAAAAGACACCCCAUAGCUACUUGAAGAACUUGAUGGGUGUUCAUCCUGAUGCUAAAGAGCACAAACUUCCACGCUUGGUUCAUUCAGUGGGUACAGAAGACGGAGAAAUUCCAGACAAUUUCGACUCUAGGACCCAGUGGCCAGAAUGCCCCACCAUCAAGGAAAUAAGAGAUCAAGGAGGUUGUGGAUCAUGCUGGGCAUUUGGAGCAGUAGAGGCAAUGUCAGAUAGAACUUGCAUCCACUCCAAAGGAAAAGUGAAUGUUCAUCUAGCAGCUGAAGAUCUCCUGUCCUGCUGCUAUGUUUGUGGUUUUGGAUGCAAUGGAGGUUUUCCGGGAGCAGCUUGGAAAUUCUGGGUUCGCAGAGGAAUUGUCAGUGGAGGAACCUAUGGAUCUCACCAGGGCUGCAAACCAUACUUGAUCCAGCCUUGUGAACACCAUGUUAAUGGUACCAGACAAGCAUGCUCAGAAGUUGGCAAAACUCCCAAGUGCACCAGCACUUGUGAAAAGGGUUAUGAUGUCCCAUACAAGAAGGACAAACAUUUUGGUGCCCAUGCCUACUCUAUCGACAGCGAUCCUGCACAAAUUCAAAAAGAAAUUAUGACUAAUGGUCCUGUUGAAGCAGCUCUCACUGUGUAUGAGGACCUUGUCAGUUACAAGAAAGGUGUUUACAAACAUACAGCUGGCAAAGCACUUGGUGGUCAUGCAAUAAAAAUUAUAGGAUGGGGUGUUGAUGAACAAAGUAAACUACCCUACUGGACUGUUGCUAAUUCAUGGAACACCGAUUGGGGUGACAACGGUUUCUUCAGAAUUCUCCGUGGUAAAGGUGAGUGUGGAAUCGAGGAUAGCAUUCAAGCAGGUUUACCUAAAGAGUAAGAAAAUAUCUCGAUAAAGUUUAAGCAUAUUUUUAAGACAGUCAUUACCGUAAAUAUUUAAGGACAGCUUAAUUUUGAAUCAAUUUAAAUGGUAUCAGUACUUUAGUAGAAGCGUUUUCUAAGUUGAGACUGUAAAACAGAACAAAAAAUGUUUUGAAAUGGCAAAGUUUUUUGUUAAUUUGACUUCAACGCUAGUCAGACUUUCUUAAUAGAACAAAAAUUCUCAAAUUUUAUUCAUCCUAAGUUUAAAUCUAUGCUUGCGCCCUCUGUAAAAUUAACAUUUUUUCGCCCUCUAAUUUCUUUUAUUUUUUAAGUACCAUGAAGAUUAUAUUUCAUCUUGUAAUCAGUGUAUUUCUACACCAUUGAUCAAGCCUCAAAGAAAUGACACUCAUUAUUUGAAGAGUAUCAAGUUUAAACAGCAGGCAGUUGUACCAUAAGUUUUUGUCAUGAGAAUUCUAUAGGUUGCUUAAUCAAUUUUCUUCAAUUCCUUAUCGGUACUUUGAGUGUAGUAUGAUUUUUCAGAUGGAAAUUUGGAAGUCUAAAAUUUCAUCUUAUCAAUAAGCUUACAAAAUGCAUUCGUGACUAAUACUGUCUUUAAAUUCAUCCCUUCACAAAAAAUUAUGUAUUCUCGUACUUUUUCUCGGAACUAAAAUUAUGUGGUCCCUUUUUAUUUUCCUGCUAAUUUCUACUUAAUCUACCUAACAUACUUAAGUUACUCCAUGACACCACUAUGUCUACCAUAUAGUAAAAUGAGUCAUUCAAUCCCAAAGCAAUACAUAUAAUUUAUGUCUCACAAUAUUUUUCAUCCGUUUAAUAGAUGAAAAUUUGUAGAACAUAUUCCAAUAUAAUCUGUAAUUGUUCAUUCAAAGUGAAUUAUUGUUGAACAGAGUUCUUUUAAUGCUAAGAGAAAUUCAUCGACUUAGAUUUUUAAAGGUCUUAUAAGUCUUUCAGUAUGUUCUCAAAACUUUCCACCUGAAAGAUAGACAAAGCCGUGUUUCUCACAUGUAAUGGUUUCAGUCUCGAGAUUUCCCAA
Molecule: messenger RNA, 2278 nt
Organism: Bemisia tabaci
Lineage: Eukaryota; Metazoa; Arthropoda; Insecta; Hemiptera; Aleyrodidae
Gene: CtsB
Product: Cathepsin B
Biological process (GO): proteolysis; regulation of catalytic activity
Molecular function (GO): cysteine-type endopeptidase activity
Source: RefSeq, a predicted model, not a curated record